Messenger RNA from Cheilinus undulatus (humphead wrasse), 3129 nucleotides. It is a transcript of the gene septin6, whose product is annotated as septin 6. Gene Ontology annotation, cellular component: cell division site; septin complex; septin ring. The coding region runs from base 17 to 1399 and encodes 460 amino acids. NCBI's taxonomy places the organism in Eukaryota, Metazoa, Chordata, Actinopteri, Labriformes, Labridae. Gene Ontology annotation, molecular function: GTPase activity; molecular adaptor activity; GTP binding. Gene Ontology annotation, biological process: cilium assembly; cytoskeleton-dependent cytokinesis. The record is from RefSeq and is a predicted model, not a curated record. The transcript is spliced from 10 exons.
AACGGGCCAUCCUUCGAUGAACUUCAACGGUGUAGCUCCCUUAGCUAAACACAGAGAGCAGCAGAGGGUUCAUCCUCCGGCUACAGCUACUACCAUGGCGUCAACUGAGAUAGCGAGGCAAGCGGGUGAAGGUGCUCGUGCCGUCCCUCUAGCCGGCCAUGUCGGCUUUGACAGCAUGCCAGACCAGCUGGUCAAUAAGUCUGUGAACCACGGAUUCUGCUUCAACAUCCUCUGUGUUGGUGAGACGGGUCUGGGGAAGUCCACCCUGAUGGACACACUGUUUAACACCAAGUUUGAAGGGGAGCCCACUCAGCACAACCAGCCGGGAGUUACGCUCAAAUCCAACACCUAUGAACUCCAGGAGAGUAACGUGCGCCUCAAACUCACCAUCGUCAACACAGUGGGCUUUGGAGAUCAAAUAAACAAGGAAGACAGUUACAAGUCUAUUGUGGAGUUCAUUGAUGCCCAGUUUGAAGCAUAUCUACAGGAGGAGCUGAAGAUCAAACGCACCCUACACAGCUACCACGACACCCGCAUCCACGCAUGCCUCUAUUUCAUCGCACCCACGGGACACUCACUGAAAUCCCUAGACUUGGUGACAAUGAAGAAACUUGAUAGCAAGGUCAAUAUUAUUCCAAUCAUCGCCAAGUCGGACGCCAUCUCCAAAAGCGAGCUGGCCAAGUUCAAAAUCAAAAUCACAAGCGAGCUGGUCAGCAAUGGAGUGCAGAUCUACCAAUUCCCCACUGAUGACGAGUCUGUGGCUGAGAUCAACUCCACAAUGAAUAGCCACUUGCCAUUCGCUGUAGUUGGGAGCACAGAGGAAGUGAAGAUUGGCAACAAGAUGGUGAAGGCCCGGCAGUACCCCUGGGGAACAGUGCAGGUGGAAAAUGAGAAUCACUGCGAUUUCGUCAAGCUCAGAGAGAUGCUGAUAAGAGUGAACAUGGAGGACCUGCGAGAGCAGACUCAUACACGCCACUAUGAGCUCUACCGCCGCUGCAAACUGGAGGAGAUGGGCUUCAAGGACACAGAUCCUGACAGCAAACCCUUCAGUCUUCAGGAAACAUACGAAGCCAAAAGAAACGAGUUCAUGGGCGAGUUGCAGAAGAAAGAGGAAGAAAUGAGACAAAUGUUCGUCCAGAGAGUGAAGGAGAAGGAAGCUGAGCUUAAAGAAGCGGAAAAAGAGCUGCAUGAAAAGUUUGACCGUUUGAAGAAGCUCCACCAGGACGAGAAAAAGAAACUGGAGGAGAAGAAGAAGUCCCUGGACGACGAGCUGAACAUGUUCAAACAGAAAAAGACUGCUGCAGAGCUUUUGCAGAACCAGGCCCAGCAGGCAGGGGGCUCCACCACACUCAAGAGGGACAAAGAGAGGAAAAAUAAUCCCUGGCUCUGCACUGAGUAGGUCUCUCAGCCCUCAAGCUUUGCUGAGGGACCAGCCCUCUGUGGGUACUGAGUACCUCAAAUGUGACCCGAGGCUUUGUGGACCCCCCACCCUUCAGGGUUUCUUAAUCAUUACCUGCCUUGCUUUAAUAUUGCUUAAUGUGUAACUGUGUUUUGCUGCAGCUUUAACCUCAACCUCAGCAGUCUAAUUCUUGCUUUAUCGCCUUGUUUAUGCGUAUAUGUGCACUGUUUUUCUUAUUGAAACUAACUGUAUUUCCACUUAAUGAAGAUUACAUGAGCACUUGCCUGUUUAUGUUAGAUUGCUGGGGAAUUAACUCUCACAAGACAAUCAGCAGCACUUCAUUUCAGCAUUGUAACACACACAAUGUUAUGCUUUGUGUAUUAUAAAAGCAGGGAAUUUUCAACUUCUCUUAUUCCUCAAACCUGAUUUGAUUCUCUCCCUGAUAUCAGAUGCACUUCUUCAUCUCCAGCUUGACUUUUUUGAAUGUUUCUACCUUGCACUUCCUCUCUAACUGCUGGCUUUCUCCUCUUCUUUGUCUCUUCAGCUUCUUUUAAUCUGUCUUGACCACCUGAAGAGGGGAUUGCAGCUUCGGCAAGAACUAAACACCCUUUACCUCUUCCUGUUUUAUCUCGCUGUAUUGAACCCUUUUUUUAUUCCCCCCAUGGCAUCCCCAUUUUUAUUUUUCGUUGAAUAUGGCCUUAUGUGGACUCGCAUGGUAUUUCUGACCACCUUAUGAAGCUCUAAACCCCGGCAGGGUUGGAACUGGGCACAGUUUAAAUCUGCUUUAAUGUCUUAAUGUACAUAAGAAGACUCUUGUAGUUAAUAGAAGUCAUCAGCUGGGGCUCACACAUCUUUUAAGAUUUGUUGAUGGAAUCAUUUGAUCUUUACUUGAAGCAAAAUAGCAAUGACCUGCACUAUGCACUCAUCUUUUCAAAAGGAUACUCAACAGAAUUUAGGAAUGGAUGAAACAUCAAGGUUUGUGAUUAAAACAAGAACAGAGGCACUUAGUGGGGGUGUGUUAGCCAGGUUUAAUAAGUAAUCAUGUUUUUUUAAAUCUAGCACAGUUUGAAAAUAAUCUGCUAAAUCAAAUGAGUCAUAGUCAUCCAAACGCCAAAGCAAUAUUUUCUACUUAGCACUUCAUUUGAUGGUGCCCAUGUUUACAUGCCACCGUUGAAUACCAUGGAGGUCACAUGUCAUGGCCUUUUAUUACACAUUGUGCUUUAAUAUUCACCAGCCUACUCUAUAUUUUGCAUGCAUCUUUUUAUUUAAAUACCGCUGUGAUCUUUGACAUGCUUGUUUUAUCCCUUAAUAACUCUGGUUUGCAGUCAGUUUCAACUUCAUUGCUGUUUUCUUCAUAUGGUGCAUAUGAUUAUUCAUGUAUAUUUGCUCUGUCCUAUGAUUUCAGCUCCCUUUUCUGCCAAAUAUUAGUAUAAGGUGGAGUUGAUCUGAAUCCCAGAUAGGAGUAUUGAAAAAAAAAAAAAGAAAAUAGUCAUGCAUUUAUAUAAUUUAUAAGGAUAUAUUUUGUGUAUUGAAGUGGAGACUUGUUGUUUAUUACCUAUGAUCUUUGGACGUGACUUUGAGUGUAAAGUAACAUUUCGGUGUCAGAAUAUGCCAUACAUUUUUCUAGUAAUCCGUCAUCACCUCUUGUCGUCAAACCUCCCACACCACAAAUGAUUCAGUCUUACUUUAGUUUGAUUCCAUUGAUGUACAUUUUCAAUAAAAAAUAUGAU